Messenger RNA from Scatophagus argus, 6981 nucleotides. RefSeq names its product Ral GTPase activating protein non-catalytic subunit beta (gene ralgapb). Gene Ontology annotation, molecular function: GTPase activator activity. The coding region runs from base 134 to 4465 and encodes 1443 amino acids. The transcript is spliced from 32 exons. Gene Ontology annotation, biological process: regulation of small GTPase mediated signal transduction; activation of GTPase activity. The record is from RefSeq and is a predicted model, not a curated record. Lineage: Eukaryota; Metazoa; Chordata; Actinopteri; Scatophagidae.
UUAAGUUCAGAGUUUUGACUUUCACAGUGACCUGACUGUGUUUGUGUUAGCAUGUUAGCUCACCUGUGUGCAUCAGAGGGAGCAGACGGCUCACCUGGACACACCUUGGCAGGUGAGAAGUGAGUGGCGAGCCAUGGACCAAUUACUGUCAAGUGGACGUGGCCAUGUGAGCAUGCUCAGUUGUUUCCCGCCUUCGGUGGGCAGAGAUGUUGCUGUUGCAGUGGUGAAGCCCCUGAGAGCUGGCCUGGGAAACCCCGACACCCGCAGCCUGCUGCGCACAGACGGACAGGUAAAGUGGACGAUGGAGGUGCUGUGUUACGGUUUGACUCUCCCAUUGGACGGAGACACUGUCAAACUCUGCGUGGAUGUCUACACUGAUUGGCUGAUGGCCCUUGUGUCGCCCAAAGAAUCCAUCCCACCACCAAUCAGCAGGGAGCCCAACCUGUAUGUCCAGAAGAUCCUGCGACACCUGUGUAGCCUUUUCAUGCCCAGGUCAGAGCCAGUAGGGCCCGUCUACCUUUCUCUUUGUCAGCAGGUGUUGUGUGCAGUUCAGUCAUUGGCCAGAGAGAGCGCUGUGAUGAGCAGAGACACCUGGGAGACUCUGCUGCACUUCCUCCUUCGCAUUAACCACGGCAUGCUGGCUCCACCCAUCACUACAGGUGGUGUGUCAGAGCAGCUGUCUGACCUGUCUAUGGCGGUGCUGUUUGACGUCUGGUUGCUGUCUUGCUCUCGGUGUUUUCCGUCUCGCUCUCUGUGGCUGACGGGCAGACAGAUGUUGAGCAGCUGGAGACACCAGCCUGCAGUGGUGGAGCAGUGGAGCCGAGUGGUCUCCGCCCUGACCUCCAGGUUGCUGCUGCUGACCUUCGGUCCGUCCUUCCCUCACUUUAAGGUCCCGGAUGAAGAUGCUGCUCUGAUCCCUGCAGACUUGGACGACGAACGAGUCUCUCACACCUGGUUCAGGUUCCUGCACCUGCUCAGUAACCCAGUGGACAUCAGUCGCCAUGUGGUCGUUGGUUCGACUCCCUCACUGCAGGAUGAGACGUUAAGAAGAGACAGCAGGCUGCCAAACAUCUUCUUCAGAGCCAUGAGAGGAGUCAGCACGCUGGUCGACGCCUUCCUCGGUGUGACUGUGAUCAGCAAAGAGCCAACAGAGCAGCUGCUGCCACACACUGGACCAACAACAAGGAUGCAGUUCAGGGACCGUUUGCCUUCUCUCGGAGUUGCUGUGAACAGAAGCCCGUUCAGAGACCGCCUCCCGCCUUACGGUAUCUCUCGACCUCGUUCUGGCAGUGCCCCUCCCACACCAGUGAAUAUACUGAGCAUGCCCAGUGCCCCUCCGCCCUCCACUUCCCCUCCUAUGCACAACAGACGACCAAAGCCUGCAAAUUUGUCCAAGACAACCAGCAAACUUCCUGCGACAUCUUCCUUCCCUCAUCAGUGGAGAUCCCCCUCCCAUCCUCUUCCUUCCUCUCCACUUCUGUGCUCCUCCCCACGACCCUCCCCCUCCCCCCUCAGGUGCAACGUGGACUCUCUCCUCCACCUGUUUGGCAGCUGGCUGUUUGAUGCUGCUCUGAUCAACAGAGACGCUGGUAUCCCCUGUCAGUACUCGGCAUUACUACACCUGCUACACACAUACACUACACAUUGUACACAUAGUAUGUGUACAAUGUGUACAAUGUGUGUAAACAUGGUAAACUUUGUGUCUUUUCCAGUCGGUCACUGUGAUGUCACUGUGAGGUCAGCCAGGUGGGCAGCUGGUCGAGCUGAGGCCUCUGGGGCGCUCUGCAGGAUCUUCACCUGCAAGAAAACUGCAGAAGACAUUCUCAAUGUCUACCUGUCCAGGUUCUACCUGGUCCUCCUGCAGGGUCUUCAGGUGUCAGAAGGGGGGUGUCCUCCUGUUCUGGCCUCCAUCCUGCUGAACUCCACCUGUCUGUUCUGCUGUGACCUGAGAGGAGUGAACUUGCUGCUCCCCUCCUUUAUUUCAGCUGUGGAGAAUGUUCUACUUGACAGAGAGCUGUUGAGGUUCAAGAAGUUUGUGAGUCUGGUGGAUUUGAGGCGAGCUGCCAUCCUUAUUCUGCUGUCCCUGCUGCCCCUCCCUCUGCAGUUCCCCUCUGUCCAAUCAGAGGUGUUAUUAGACGGGCAGUUCAGUGGCGAUGAUGUCACAGCAGGUAGCUUCCUGUCUCUGAAAGCCCGUCUCAUCAGCGUCCUGGUUGGAGCCCUGCGGACAGAGACGGACGCCUCCAACACACAGAUCAUACUGGGGGCCAUGCUGAACCUGGUUCAGGACUUGGCUCUGUUAGAGGCUGCAGGACAAACCCAGCAGGAAACUGAGUCCCACCACCUCAGAGCCGGUAGACACGGCUGGACGGGGGGGCCCGGUGGAACCAGAUGGACCAGAGGAACCACCAUCCAGGCAGACACAGCGGGGAUCCUGUGGGUUCAGUUUGUUCGGCUGCUGACACAUGGUCUUAUGUCUCAGUGGAGGAAUGACUCAGCAGUUUGUCUGUCCGCACUGGAAGUACUGAGCGGACUGGCCAAGGUGGAGGUGAGCGUGGAGGAGAGUGAGAGGAGGCGAGUGCUCACUUCAGUGUGCAGUUACAUUGUGUUUCAGUGCAGUCGUCCUCCUCCCCUUCACUCCAGAGAUGUGCACUCCAUCAUCGUGGCUGCUUUCUACUGUCUGAACGUCUGGUUGACCCAACACCCCACCAUGCUCGACGACCAGGAGUGUUUGUCUGAGGUCCUGGAGAUCGUGGAGUUGGGGAUUUCAGGCAGUAAGUCCCGACAGGAACAGGAAGUGAUAUGCAAAGAAGAGAAAGAACUGAACCCAGCCUCUCUUAGGGUGAAGGAGGCAGCUGAGGCCACGCUGAGCUGUGUCAUGCAGGUUUCAGGGACCUUCCCAUUCCUCAGAGGCCUACAGGAUGAAGACGCUCUGAUGAAGUUCUACGGUCUGAAGGACAGUAGCGUGAAGAAGUUCAGAUAUUUUGUGGUGGACAGCUCUGUGAUUAUGGCCAUGCUGGAACAACCACAAGGGCCUGUUGAGGCGACGUGCCCGUCACUCACAGCGCUGAUCAGAGGACCGUCAGGAUGUCACACCUGGACUCUCCAUCUCCACCUGCAGCCCAGAGAGGGACGAACACCCACACGGCAAACCAGGAUCCCAAAACACUGCGGUGCAGCCCAGGAGGAUGCUGGGACUCGAUGUGGUGUCAAAUAUCAGCUGUUUCCUGAAAACUUGGACAAAGUGCCUUUAGUUAAAGCGGAUCUGAGUAUUCCAGCUCUGUAUGAGACGCUUACAAAAGAGACGCAGCAGGAGCUGGAGCAUUUGCAAGCAGUUUUUAAGAGGCAGCAACAGGUCGAGGCUCAGCCACAGGUAGGCGGACAGACGGCUGUCAUGAUGACCUGCAGGCCGCCACGCCCUGUCACCAGCAUCCUGACGGCGAGACUCCUCCUGUCCCACCUGGGCCUGCUGACACCUGAGACGCUGAAGGAUCCAGGUACCAGCGGAGUCCGGGCUCAGCUGGCGUCUCUGGAUUCAUCCCUUCCAGGUUUCUCAGAGGAUCUGAGACGUUUGGACCAGCUACCAUCCAGACACUGUGACUCUGCCUUUGUCUUCUGCAUGAGAGCAGGACAGAGGACAGCUGCUGAGAUCCUGAGGAAUGUGGAGUCCAGCUGCAGCGUCCCGUCUCACUUCCUGGACUUCCUGUCGUCCCUUGGUCGGCCGGUGGAGGCAGGGCAGCGACAGGUGGGCGGAGUCACCAGCAAAAGUUCAGAAUUCCCUGCUGUGCUGGGUGACAGUGGAGGGGGCGUGUUUAAUGGAGAGAGGUUUGUCCUGAUGUACGCCGACGCUCUGACAGAGAUCACCUUCAUUGUCCCCUCAUCAUCACACACAGCUGAUUGGCUUAAGAGUCCAGGGGAGGCGGAGCCUCUGAAUGAGCCACCAUCCAACAUGCAGAGUCCCUCUGAUCUCAGCCAAGACUGCAACCCCAAACCAACAAUUUCUCCAGCUGAAGACACAAAGUCUCAUCGUUUUAUGUCGUCAUCCGUCCGCUCUGAAUCUAAACUCCUGAUAGUCUGGGUCGAACGCUUUGAGGAUAUCGAGAGUUUCCCUCUGCUGGAUCUGCUGUCACAGACGAAGACAGACACACCUGCGAGUGUGUCAAACUUCCAGCUCAUCUUCAUUCAUCCUCUGAAAUCUGGACUCUACCGGAUCUGUUGCCAUGGAAACACCACCAGCAAGUUCAGUUUGGUUGUCCCGUUGGUCAGCGGCAGUGUGGUCAGCAGGAGGUCUCUGGGCUACCUGGUUAGAGAGACGGUGAUCAACUUUUGCCAUCGGCGACAGUUGGAGAGUGACUCCUCCCCUUUGCCCCACGUCAGGAGGAAGCAUAUGAUCAGUGACAUCAUCCAUCGCUACCACAGCCGCUGCUCUGAGCCAACCUUCUACUCCGCCCUUUUCCAGGACCCCUGACAUCCACCUGCUGCACACCAACCGCCAGCUGCACCUUUAGCACGUGGACUGUGUUGUUUAUGAUGUCACGAUUCAACAGUUACUGCUGCGAUUAGGAGCAGACAGGUGUUACUGAGUUACCUGCAGGUCAAACAAACUGUGUGUGUGUGUGUGUGUGUAACCUGUGUGUCCUGUAAAAACCUCACACUCAUUAUCCAUUAGCUCAUUGGUCCUCUGGUGAUGAUGUCAUCACACGUUCCUCAUAACAAGCCAUCAUACAGUCAUGGAAAAAUUGUUAGACCACCCUUGUUUUCUUCAAUUUUCUUAUUUUAAUGCCUGGUACAACUAAAGGUAAAUAGCUCAUAAGAGUUUGAUUUCAGAGCUGUUAUCCAGCCAUUCUCCAUGGUUUUCUUGAUAAUAACCAAAAUCACUUCAAUAGCUAUGGCAUUGUGCAGCCAAAAACAGUGCUUUGAGGCAUUCCACGUUUUCUUUUCUGUCUGUUAGUCACGUGAUACUGUUAUGGCAAUUUCUUGUCUGCCUGUCACCUGCUAAAAAAGAAACAAGAAGACUGGAAGGGCAGCCUGCACCAACAUGUUUAAUCUCUAUAGAGAGGAGGCAGCACACAGAACCACACGGCAGUAAGCAGUUCAGAGGUUUGUCCCGCUGACUGAACACUUCAUCACAUUUUUGGUCCUUUGGUCCUUUUGUUUGGAGCUUCACAAACAUUCCUCUGCAGACUGAUGAAAAACAGUCGGGCACAAUAAAAAUCUGUGGUGAUCAAGAUGUCAUCCUGCCCUCUGCUUUACCCAGGAAGGUAUUUACGAUGGGGCAAUAGGAGGAGGUUCAGCAGGUCAUUGUUUGGUCACUAUAGCAGUACAUGACUAAGGCUACACACUACAUCGAGUAUAAAAUAAGAGUAUAACAUUAUUGCAUUGAUACUACAAAGCAUACAAAAUUUCCACCACAAUACACACAGGAGUUAGUACUUGAUUGGAUAACAUUGUUUUUGAUGACUGCAGCCAUGCGUCUUGGCCUGCUCGCCACCAGCUUGUGACAUUGUUCUGCUGUCUCUGCAGUUUUAGGGCUUGUGGUUCUCCAUUGUGAGUGAUGAUGUUCCACAGGUUUUCAACUGGAUUUAGAUCUGGUGAUUGGACCAAGACAUGGUUUGAAUGGUUCGAACGAGGCAGGAAAGAGUGGAUCAGCUGAUGGAAGAAGACUGUUUUCUGCCCUGUAUGUGACCUGGUUCAUUCCCCCAUACUGAAACAACCCCAGAUCAUCACCGAUCCACCCCAUGUUUUACUGUAGGAGCAAGACAGUCUGGUUUGUAGGCUUCUCCAGGCUUCCUCCUAACCAGUAAGUUGGCUGGAGUGGGCAUCAACUCAAAACUGGAUUCAUCUCUGAAGUGAACCUCAGCCCAAUCAUCAACAGUCCAGUCCUUGUGACCCUAGCGAAGAGUAACCGGGCCUUCCUCUGCCUUUCGUCGAUGAAGGGCUCCUUCCGCGCCCUGAGAGACUUCAGAUCAGCUUCAAGAAGUCGGUUUCGAACUGUCCUUGCUGAACAAGUCACAUUUCUCGACUGUGCCCACUCGUUUUUAAGGCCCCUGGAGGUCUGACCACGAUUCCUGACACAGGAACGGAUGAGUGCACGGUCUCGUGGGGUAGAAAAACGUUUCCUGCCUCGACCAGGUAGUAAUUUGGUAGUACCACGUUCAGGUUGCUUUUUCUUGGUGUAAUGAAUGGUUGUCUUGGAGAUCUGCAGUUUUUUGGCUACCUGUCUCUCACUCAUGACAAUUUCCAGCAGUGCCAAGAUGGCUGCCUUUGUGGCUUCACAUAAUUCUUUUGUUCUCGGCAUGAUGUGAGAGCCGACAACUUCUGACUUGUGCUACGGCUUGAAGCGUUAUGGAAUCAGCUGUAUUUUUUGUCGUGUUCAUCGUAUUCUUCAGGUAACGUACCUGAUGAUGGCACCAGGCACUAAAAUGAACAAGAAACUGAAGAAAACAAGGGUGGUCUAAUAAUUUUGUCCAUGACUGUACAUGAGUACCGUCGUUCAUACACUUGAAUGAGCCAAUCAAAACGUCAGAGCUCAACAAAAUGCUGCUUCCUCACCUCUUCUUCCUCACCUCCUCCCCCCGCACAGUAUCUGCUUAACUCCACCUGCCUCCCUUCCGGUUGUCACGGUUACCACCUUCAGAUUAUGCCGUUACCAUGGUGAUGAGCAUUGAUCUUUCUGCUGUCUCUUUCUCUUCGCUGGCCAUAUUAAUCACGUGAUCGGUGUUUUUCUACCCGUGAGUUUAAUCAAUUCCCGUCGGUGACGUCAUUCCGUUUCCUUUAUAUGCGGGAAGUCGAUGAGGAAAAAAAAAAGCCCCGCUGAUCAGCCAAUCUGCUGCCCGUCUGUCCCCAGUCUGUCCCACUCGUUCUGUCCUCACCUCCUGCUCCUCCUCCUCCUCCUCCUCCUCCUCUUCUUCUUCUUCCUCUCUCCGGCGUUUCUCCUGCGUCCUCCGCUCCUCUCCGCAGCAGCGAUGCUCCCGCCGGGCCUGG